AUGGUAGCCAAUGCUGCCCCAAAUGGAGAACGACAACGGAAGUUCCUAGAGGAAGAAGAGAUCAUCAUAACAGUAGGAGGCGAAGACAUCCAAGAUGGGAUAAGUAGGUGCGAGAAGAGUUUAAUUGGGAGAUUACUUGCAGACCGGCUGUUUUCAGGAGGCACAGUGGAGGUGGCACUACAAGCAAUCUGGAGGCAUCCUAAAGGAUUUAGAGUGACGGAUCAUGGAGGUAAUCUCUUUCAAUUUUACUUUGAUGACGAGAUGGAUGUAACACGAAUAGAGAGAGGGGCUCCAUGGUUAUUCAAAAACUUCAUUCUAAAUCUUAAAAGGUGGAAUGUGCAUGAUCCAAUAACAGAUGCUGAUUUCACUUAUGUGCCAAUAUGGAUACAAUUUUGGGGGUUGCCAGAACACUACAAAACAAGAGAAUUGGGUAGAAAAAUUAGGAGUGCAAUGGGAGAAGUAUUGGAUGUAAACCUUUUCCAAGUUAGAGAUACUUGGGACAUGAAACAAGGAACUGCAGAAAACAGUUGA
Molecule: messenger RNA, 531 nt
Organism: Arachis ipaensis
Lineage: Eukaryota; Viridiplantae; Streptophyta; Magnoliopsida; Fabales; Fabaceae
Source: RefSeq, a predicted model, not a curated record